Messenger RNA from Talaromyces amestolkiae, 1440 nucleotides. RefSeq lists its product as uncharacterized. The record is from RefSeq and is a predicted model, not a curated record. NCBI's taxonomy places the organism in Eukaryota, Fungi, Ascomycota, Eurotiomycetes, Eurotiales, Trichocomaceae. Gene Ontology annotation, cellular component: nucleotide-excision repair complex; Cul4A-RING E3 ubiquitin ligase complex. Gene Ontology annotation, biological process: transcription-coupled nucleotide-excision repair; protein polyubiquitination; proteasome-mediated ubiquitin-dependent protein catabolic process. The transcript is spliced from 3 exons. Gene Ontology annotation, molecular function: protein binding. Bases 1 to 1440 code for a protein of 479 amino acids.
AUGAAUUCCUUUCUGCUGAACAGGGCCCACGGGUCCAUAGAAACUCGGCAGUUCUACAUAGCACAGACUUCUCGUCUGAUACAGUCCCUUGAGCCAUCACCAGGAAUCCAGUUUAGAAGCAUCAAAGGUGCUCACGAAAACGAGCAUUCUACAUCGCAAACACACGAUGAGAUUUUGGCCCACAAAGCGGGUGUAAAUGUCCUUGCAAUUGACAGGCAUUAUGGACGAUAUCUGGUGUCAGGUGGCGCUGAUCCUUCCAUUCGUUUGUGGGAUCUUGACGACAGGGGCUCAGAGCUUCAGUAUAUUUACGAUACCAAGGCUUCACUGAAUAGAACCCGACAUGCGCUUGCUCACACCCAUUCGCUGACAUCAAUAUCCAUUUACCCAUUUGAUCCGACGCCAUCCACUAUUCUCACAACAUCUCGCGAUAACACAUUGAAGUUAUCAGCCAUCGGAAAUGCUGAAAUUACUCCCGCGCACACCUUCGAUCUUCAUGCAACACCGUAUUGCCAUUCGCUUUCGUCGCAUUCAGCUUCAACACUUUUAAUUGCAGCCGGAACGUCCGAAAGGACCAUCCGUCUUCUCGACUUGCGGAGCGGAUUGGCAACGCAUACACUUCUCGGUCAUGACUCGGCUGUAUUGUCUUUGGACUGGGCUCCUCACCGGCCGUAUAUUCUUGCAUCGGCGUCAACAGAUAACCGAGCUAUUAUAUUCGAUAUUCGCAAAGCAGGUACAAGCUCCGCCAUUGGGUCCUUAGAUAUGGAUAAUACAGCGGGAGUGUCUGCACAUAGCGAGACUUCGGGCUCUGUCGCAAAACAUCACGCUUUCACUCGUCAUGGGCGUGCCCAUAAUGGCGCCUUGACCGGAAUCAGAUGGACCUCAAACGGUAAUCAUUUGAUUACUGCUGGCCAAGAUUCACGUCUUCGGGUGUGGGAUGCAACAACGGGUGCUAAUACACUUGUACAUUUCGGUCCUCGACUUCGAAAUAGCGCGUCCACACAUCUUGCUGAAAGAGUCCCGCUCAUAUUGCCGAGUAGUCUCAUUGAGGCCGGACAUGAGAUUCUACUAUGGCCGAACUUCAACGAUCAAGAGGACCGUGGUGAAAUCUUAAUGUUUGAGAUACGAGACGGGACAUUCAUUAAGACACUGAAAGUUCCGGGACUCAUGUCAGCUACUCGCCAACAACGUAUAGGCAAAUCAAGUGCGUUGAGCGCUGGAAGGAUCAAUGACUUAGCUUGGCGAGGCAAUGGAGGAUCUGGAGAAGGUUUGGAAUUGUUUUCGGCUCAUGGCGAUGGUACUAUCAGAACGUGGGUGUCUCGUGUACCCGAGGACGAACCAGACAUUGCAGGCAACGCCGAAUUAGACACGAGGAAACGCAAACGAGAUAUUCUCGAGGAAAUUUACGAAGGCCUCACCGGCCCUUCUGUGACUUUUACGUGA